AUGCGGGGACCACUACUCUGCAUUAAAACACGCAGAUUUGAGCGACAAAUCACGGAGAGUCCCAGUCCCGAUCCCGUGACAGAGACGUGUGCCGCGGCGGAACAAAGCCCGGACCAGUAGAGCCUGUUCAGGGUUGAUUAAGGAGUCGCUUCUCACUGAGUUUGCGCUGUUAGGAGCUUCUACUCUGUCAACAUAUCAGUUUGCUACGCCCCAAACUCCAUCAAAAGCGCCUGGUUCCGUUCGGGCUCGGACUGCUAUCUGAAACUACCGCGGCAUCUUUGACGGUUUCUCCCGAAAUAAGGCCGUGAGGAGGAGAGGCUGUUUAUCCGGGUAGAGAACCAGCCAGCAGGCCGCUUUGUUGACGAAUUCUUCCCGGACUCUUUGAAACCUCGCAUUACGGAGGUUUAUCGAAAGGAGCCGAGCGAGGACCGUGAAUUGCUUCUCCCGGCGGCGAUGCGCGGAGCUCGGACCUUCGUGGAGGAAUGUGUCGCCUUUUCCCGGCGUUAGCUCCUCUGCGGCUCCAUGGCCAGCAGUAACAACAUGCUCCUCGCCUCCGCCGUGGUGGUGUGGGAAUGGCUGAACGAGCACGGCCGGUGGCGGCCCUACAGCCCCGCCGUCUCCCACCAGAUAGAGGCGGCUAUCCGCAGCAGCGACCCCCGCGGAGGCAGCGUGGUCCUCGGCCAGGUGGACAGCCGGCUCUCGCCGUACAUCAUCGACCUCCAGUCCAUGCACCAGUUCAGACAGGACACAGGUACUAUCCGUCCAGUGCGGAGGAGUUUUUAUGAUCCAGCCUCAGCACCGGGUCAGGGCUGGCAGUGGGAGUGGGAGAACGAUGCAGGAACCUGGACUCCAUAUGACAUGGAAGUGGCAAUCGCCAUUGAGAACGGCCACAACCGGCAGCAGAACUGCCUGGACCUGACACCGCUUGGCUUCUGCUACCUCAUCGACUACCAGAACAUGACACAGGUGAACAGACAAAGUCAGCGGUGUCGUCGUAUUCAGAGGCGAGCAGACGUGCCCUACCCGUUGGUGUCUGGUCCUCUCCCCCUGCCUAAAGGAGUUGGUGCUGGAGUGGGUGGGGGGCUAACGGGAGCCUUACUGGGUGUUGGGGUCUCAGGAGCCAGCAUGUCAGCUGGAAGUGCCAUCACCUCAAAUGGGGGCUUACCGGCGGCUGGCCUGAACCAGCCCUGCUCCUGCCAGCAGUGCAUGCUGGUACUCAGUGUGAAGGCCAACACUGGGGGGUCAGCAGGAGCAGCAGCAAUACAGACUUUGGGUAGACGCUCGUUGGCAAUGCAGCGGGCCAAGAACUUGGCACCAAUGGCCAUAAGAUCCCUCAGCCCGUCAAAGUCAGCCACCUUGGGUCGGGGGCAGCAGCAGAACUCCAACUUUAACUCCAACUACUAUCAGACGCUGCCGCAUGGUCUCGCCAUCGCCAAAAACACAGCCUCGCCCCGGCAGAACGCCCAGCUUUUCGCCCAGUCGCUGGCUGCCCUCACUGCCAGCACCUCCUCAAUGGGCAUCUCCAUGUCUUCCAGCAGACCUCCCCCGCCAUCACUGCCGCCCCCUCAGCCUCCUUCCUCCUUACCCAGUCAGAACCCCCCGUCUAUUCCACCCAAGCUCUCCUCGUCUUCUGCAACCAACGAGUCGGUGCCAACAGCCACGUUGAUCACCCCUGCCAGCGGCGUAACCACGCCUCCUUCGCCUGUGCCAUCUCCUUCGCCAGUGGUCAUGAAGCCACAACGCACCAUGUCGUCAGCGGCAACAGUGUGCCACGCUCCGCUGCCACAAAGAUCCAGCCUCGCGGGGCUGAGCAGGCCAGCUCUGCAGAGGAUCGCCAUGGCUCAGUCCAGGGCGCUCAUAGCAUCCGGCGUACCCACCGUCCCCGUGAAGAACCUGAAUGGAUCCAGCCCCGUCCACCCCGCUCUGGCAGGGAUCACGGGAAUCCUGAUGAGCGCCGCCGCCCUGCCUGUGUGUCUGACCCGGCCCCCGAAGCUGGUGCUGCACCCCCCACCCGCCAGCAAAAGCGAUAUCAAGCCGGUGCCGGGCUUUAACCACUGCUGCAGGAAGACCACCAAGAAGCAGACCCGGAAAGGAAAAACUCCAGAGGAGGUGGUGAAGAAGUACCUGCAGAAGGUGAAGAGCCCCCCUGAAGAGGACUGUACAAUCUGCAUGGAGCCCCUAGGGGGAGCUUCAGGGUACAAAGGUCCAGGCGUGACUCCGGUUUCCAGGGCGGAGUCGGUGGGGCGUCUGGCACAGUGUGGACACCAGUAUCACUUCCAGUGCCUGGUGGCGAUGUACAACAACGGCAACAAAGACGGCAGUCUUCAGUGUCCGACCUGCAAAACCAUCUACGGCGUGAAGACGGGAAACCAGCCGGCAGGAAAGAUGGAGUACCACGUCAUCCCUCACUCUCUGCCAGGUCAUCCCGACUGCAAAACCAUCCGCAUCAUCUACAAUAUCCCUCCUGGCAUCCAGGGACCAGAGCACCCAAACCCAGGGAAGCCCUUCACUGCCAGAGGCUUCCCACGACACUGCUACCUCCCCGACAGCGAGAAAGGACGCAAGGUACUGAGGCUGCUGCUGGUGGCGUGGGACCGCAGGCUCAUCUUCUCCGUCGGCACGUCAAGCACCACGGGGGAGUCCGAUACCGUCAUCUGGAACGAGGUCCACCAUAAGACAGAGUUCGGCUCCAACCUGACGGGACACGGAUUCCCCGACCCUGGACACCUGGACAACGUCCUGGAGGAGCUCCGCGCUCAGGGCAUCACAGAGGAGGACGCACAGACGGAGAAGUGAAGCUGCACACAAAAAAGAGGAGGAUGACCCGGAUGCAGACUCUCUGCCAGCACUUAGAAAGAGAGCUGGGGGUGUUGACCUUUACAUUUUAUGGCAGCGCAUCCACAGGUGAAAAGUUUGAGGAGCUCAGAAACGGUACUAACACAAGUGAACUCUACUAGAAGGAGCAGGAUGGUUAAAUGUUAGUGUAGAUCUAAAACUGGGAAAAGGAAGAGAUAUGGAAAGAUGGAGGCAAAAGGACGGAUGAAGAUGGAGUUUGGAGGUAGAGUAGGACAGGAGUAGAGUAAAGCUAACUGGUUCAACACUUUUUCAGGUACUUCAGCUGAAAACAAACAUGAGCACUGAUCAAACCCACCUGUGGGCUGUGUCGCCCUCGUGUGGCGGAGGUGAUGCACUGCAGUUGGAGCUGCAGGAACAAAUCAAAAAUGAGUUCCACCUUCUGUUCUUGUAAUCCUCAUUUAGCUUCAUUCCAGUCUUAACUUCUUACUGUGAGGCCAAAAGAUCCAACCUGGAGUCUUAAAGUUAUUCCACUGUGGUACGAGUGAGGCCGCGGUACUCUGGGGCAGCUCAGUGGAGGGGGGAGGGGGGUUCAGCAGAAGAGGCAAGUCCCGCUUUCAGAGGAGUUUGUUGUGUUGUUUGUUAAGCUUGGUGCCUUUUUAUGCUGGAAUAAUUCUUAAGACAGUUUAAACAACUUAGCAAACACAACACUCUUGGCAAAUUGAUCUAAAAUUAGUGUUAAGCUCAUAUAAAUGGUACAAUCCCCCCCCACUGUUGUCCGAAAUUACGAAUCGUCAGUUUAUUGAUCAUAGCUUGCUGUCUAUGAAGCUUUUUUUGUGUAAACAAAAUCAAAUUUCAUAAAUUUGUAUUUGCUGGCGUCAUUGCCUCUGUCUGCACUCCCUCCUCCUCCUUCAGCUGUCAUUUAUGGUAUGAUAGAUGCUGACCCCCCCACCAAUAAUGUUUUUAUUAUAUUUUAUUAAAAAAAAACUGUAGCGACACCUUUGCUUUUGAAUAGCAUCUCUUUUCUUGACACUAUUAUAGAGCAGUUUUGCCUUUUUUUCAUUUUGUACAUUUAUGUUUUAUCAUGUCCUUUUUUUCCCCAUUUGUUUACAAAGACAGUGUUAUUAAAAACAAGGUCUUUAUUUUUACCUGUGUACAGCAGUGAAACUGAUCUGCAUCUUUUCUUGGGAAAAGGACUUUGAUGGUAAACUUUUAUUGAGUGUGACAUGUAACCAGCUGAAAGCAGAAACUUUGUAUUCUUACUGUUCUUUAUAUCGCCUGUUCUGAAGCUGGUCGGCUCGGAGCCUUUUAUCGUAAGCUGGAACCACGAGGAUGAUCAGGAUCUUUCAUUGAGUACGUCUUGUUGUGCAUCUUUGCAGUUCUUUCUCUCUGGCUCAGACGCUGCACCUAAAGAUCAUUCCCUCUCUACAAACUCUCGCUUUAUUUUGUACUGGAGUUAAAAAAGAACAAAAAAGAUGGAAUUAUAAACCCUGAUUUUGUAGAAAGUGAUCUGCUGCAACCUCUGAGCCCUGCAGCAAACCGCUGUGAGUCGUCACCUGACAUCUAGGUACCAGCUGCCAUGUCAUAAACGGAUGAGCAUCCAAACACAAGAAAAAAAAUGUAAAUAUCACAAAAUAAUUGCUGGAGUAUGAAUGAUUAAUACAUGAAAUAAAGAAUGAAUGAAUCUCA
This is a messenger RNA of Oryzias melastigma (Indian medaka), 4482 nucleotides long. RefSeq names its product E3 ubiquitin-protein ligase DTX1. Bases 523 to 2796 code for a protein of 757 amino acids. The transcript is spliced from 12 exons. Gene Ontology annotation, biological process: protein ubiquitination; Notch signaling pathway. Gene Ontology annotation, cellular component: nucleoplasm. The record is from RefSeq and is a predicted model, not a curated record. Lineage: Eukaryota; Metazoa; Chordata; Actinopteri; Beloniformes; Adrianichthyidae. Gene Ontology annotation, molecular function: zinc ion binding; ubiquitin protein ligase activity.